Messenger RNA from Exophiala viscosa, 510 nucleotides. Its product is annotated as marvel domain-containing protein. The transcript is spliced from 3 exons. Gene Ontology annotation, cellular component: plasma membrane; eisosome. The coding region runs from base 1 to 510 and encodes 169 amino acids. The record is from RefSeq and is a predicted model, not a curated record. NCBI's taxonomy places the organism in Eukaryota, Fungi, Ascomycota, Eurotiomycetes, Chaetothyriales, Herpotrichiellaceae. Gene Ontology annotation, biological process: eisosome assembly; protein localization to plasma membrane.
AUGGUUGCCAGACCCGUUAACCUCAUCCUUCGGGGAUUGCAGUUCUUCUUCAUCCUCGUCAUCAUGGCCCUCAUUGGCAAUGUCAUUGCCAUGGCCUUCGCCGGCAACCCAUCCCUGGUCAACUACGACAUGUUCGUAGCAGCAUUUUCCAUGCUAUCGCUCUUCUACCUAUUUGCGGCUGCAUGGAGCGAUUCCUUCGUUGGACACCCGAUCAUCCCGAUUGUCCUCGAUGCUCUCAACGUCCUUUUCCUCUUCUGCGCCGCCGUUGCCACGGCUGCCGAGCUUGGCGUGCACUCCUGCAGCAACAGCAACUACACCAAGUCCAACAAACUCACCAAUGGCGCCAACGACAGGUCCGGUCGAUGCCACGAGCUGCAAGCUGCCUGCGCCUUCUUCUGGUUCGCUUGGGCCGCGUGGACCGCCAGCUUCGUCUUCUCGCUGCUUGGCGCUGGCAGCAGUGGUGUCAACAUGAGAAUGGGCAGACGUGGCCCUGCCAUGUCCCAGGUGUAA